Tetranychus urticae (two-spotted spider mite) is the source of this 1767-nucleotide messenger RNA. RefSeq names its product Actin-related protein 10 (gene Arp10). NCBI's taxonomy places the organism in Eukaryota, Metazoa, Arthropoda, Arachnida, Trombidiformes, Tetranychidae. The record is from RefSeq and is a predicted model, not a curated record.
AGACUGAGGAAAUAUUUUUAUUGAAUCAUAUGUUAUUGUGAUGAUUGUGAUUGUUUUUUGAUCGACAUGUUUUUAAUUGAAUUCUUAUAGUUAACAGUCUGAAUCAUGACAGAUAAACAUAGUGUGAUCCUGGAGUUUGGCCAUAGAUAUACAAAGUGUGGAUUUGUUCAAGAGUUGGCUCCUCGGGCAAUCAUCAGAUCUGUUGUCGCAUCGUCACAUGGAAAAGAAGUUGAGUUAGCCAGUCUAUCUGGAAGUCAGUUGGACCAAGCUUUCAAAACAAUUAUCCAGACAAUUUACUUUAGAUAUCUUGGUGUCAAUUAUAAAGAACGCAAAGUGAUCCUCAUCGAAACCUUAUUUACUCAAAACAAUGUUCGACAAUCCCUGAUAAAUGUUCUUUAUCAACAUUUUGAAGUUCCAUCCCUUCUAAUAGUACCUCACCAUUUAAUGACUCUUGUACCGUACAUGGUCUCGACAGGAAUUGUUCUUGAUAUUGGAUGGAAAGAAGCAAUGGCAGUACCAGUUAUCGAAGGCAUCACGCUGGUCAAUUCUGUCAAAUAUACACCAUUAGGAGGUAAAGCAAUCAAUGAAAGGAUUCAUGAUGAGCUUAUUGAUAGGAAGGCAAUUUUAAGGAAAAAUGGUGUAGAAAAAGUAUAUGAAGAGUCAGAUCGUUUUGAUGAUUUUGUUCUAGAAAAUAUUAAAGUCAAGACAUGUUUUAUUGCUCCUUUCGAACGUGGCCAGUUAAUGUUGGAGCAUAAAGCAGGAUUGAAAGAAGCUCCAGAUAAUACACCAAAAGAUGUCUAUUUUCAUGUUGACCAAAAUAAUACUCUACUCAUUCCAGGAGGCUUACGAGAAAGUGCUGGUGAAAUUUUAUUUGAGCUGUAUGGCGAGGAAGAGACUGUAGCAACUCUAAUUUUAGAAGUUUUAUUGUCCUGUCCGAUUGAUUAUCGUAAAACACUGGCCUCCAACUUGAUUAUUACCGGCGGCACCUCAAUGUUACCUGGAUUCAAGCAUAGAUUAAAAAUGGAGCUGUUAUUUUUAGUGAAAAAGAUUGAAAAAUAUUCAAAUAACAUUUAUAUUGACAAAUUUAUGUUUCAUCCUCCUCUUUGCAAAGAGAAUUACAUUGCGUGGCUUGGUGCAUCAAUUUUUGGGUCUACUGAUGUUGUUGCAAUGAGAGCCAUUUCAAGGGACACGUAUCUUAAAACCAAAGGAUGUUUUGUUGACUGGUCUGAAUGGCGGCCUCAACCAUUGAAUAAAAUUUAAAGAUUAUUUCGUCUACAUCAGUUAAAGUUUAUAAUUUAAUGAUUAUUGCUGGAAACUAUUUUUUCCAAUCACCUUUUAUUGGUACAGUGUGCUGAAUAGUAUCUAGUCACGCAAAUUAUCCUCUAUAAGAUACUCUUGCUGUACCUAUUAAAGAUCUCCGGAUUCAUUAAUGAUCCUGUUGGUUUAUCAAACUCUUCACAUAUUCAUACUUGCCGGAUGAAAUUAAAUCAAACACCAUGUUUUCAACUCACCUAGUAAGGUUUUGUUGAACGGUUCUGUAAACAGAGUAAAAGCGAGAAAUUAAAGAUAUGCCUUGCUAUAAGAACUAAUUUGAGACUGGAGUAAAUUGCUCAUUCAGGAUGAGAAAUUGGAAGGAAAUAUGAUCGUAAAAGGAGAUCAACUAAUCAUAUUUAGACAAGGAAAACACUGAAGGAAACCUAAUUAUGACUAUACGCUGUGAGGGAAAAUUUAUUAGACUGUAAACAUUAAAAAGGCAAGAAACAUUAA